Entrophospora candida is the source of this 1310-nucleotide messenger RNA. Lineage: Eukaryota; Fungi; Glomeromycota; Glomeromycetes; Entrophosporales; Entrophosporaceae. The record is from the annotation of a GenBank genome assembly.
AGGAUGUUGGAAACUUUACAUAUGGUCCAGGGCAUCCGAUGAAGCCUCAUAGAAUGCGAAUGACUCACAAUCUAGUUGUGAAUUAUAACUUAUUUCAUAAAAUGGAAAUACUUACUCCUAAACGUGCAUCACCAAGACAAAUGACGCGAUUUCAUACUGAUGAAUAUAUUGAUUUUUUGCAUAGAGUUACACCAUUAAAUGUCGAAGAAUUAUCUCAACAACAGACACGAUUUAAUAUGGGAGAAGAUUGUCCAAUAUUUGAUGGAUUAUUUGAAUUUUGUUCGAUUUCAGCUGGUGGAUCGAUUGAUGCAGCAAAUAAAUUGACUAAUGGUGAAGCAGACAUUGUGAUUAAUUGGUCAGGAGGACUUCAUCAUGCAAAAAGAUUCGAAGCUUCUGGUUUUUGUUACGUUAAUGAUAUUGUGUUGGCAAUUCUAGAAUUAUUAAGAUGUUACCAACGUGUUCUUUAUGUUGAUAUUGAUAUACAUCAUGGAGAUGGGGUUGAGGAAGCUUUUUAUACAACUGAUAGAGUUUUAACAUGCUCAUUUCAUAAAUUUGGACAAUUUUUCCCAGGAACUGGCGAUGUUUCUGAUAUAGGGAUUGCUAAAGGUAAACAUUAUGCAGUGAAUUUCCCAUUAAAAGAUGGAAUGGAUGAUACAAGUUAUAGUAGUGUUUUUUGUCCGGUAGUUGAACACAUCAUUAAUUGGUAUCGUCCAGGAGUAAUUGUUUUACAAUGUGGAGCAGAUUCACUUGCAGGAGAUAGAUUAGGAUGUUUUAACCUUUCAAUGAAAGGUCAUGCAGAAUGUGUAAAAUUUGUUAGAGGGUUUAAUUUGCCUUUGUUAGUUGUUGGAGGCGGUGGAUAUACUAUUCGUAAUGUCGCGCGUGCAUGGACUUAUGAGACUGGCAUAUUAGUGGGGGAGAAUUUACCUGAAGAAUUACCUUAUAAUAAUUAUUUCGAGUAUUAUGGACCAGAAUAUAAAUUGGAUGUUCCGGCAAAUAAUAUGGAAAAUAUGAAUACAAGAUCUUAUCUUGAAAACAUGAAAAUAAAAGUAUUUGAAAAUUUACGAAAUUUAAAUUUUGCUCCAAGUGUUCCAUUACAAUAUAUUCCACCUAGCAUUUAUGAUACAGAUUAUGAUGAUGAAGAGGAAGAGAAUGAUCCAGAUAUAAGAAUGUCACAAGAUCUAAGGAAUUUAAGAAUAGUACCAGAAAAUGAAUAUUCUGAUUCUGACGAUGAGAUCGGAAAAAGCGAAAGAAAUUAUUACGCUAAUGGAAAUAGUAAUUCUAUAGUAUGGAAUUAUAUGAAUAGAUAUUAA